AUGGACGAAGAUCUCACCUCCCACUUCGGCCCCCUCCCCGCCGACGUCGCCCCCGAGCUGCAAGCCAUGCUACCCCUCCACAACAUCAGCGCCGAAGAGCUCUUCUACAAAUGGGAGUCCUACUGCAUGAAGAUGGGCCCCGACACCCGGCCCACCCCCGACACCGUCGCCGCCUUCCGCAAAGAUGUGCGCGACCAGCUCGAGAAGGAGGUGCGCGCCCGCAGCCGCACCCAGCAGCACCAGACACCCGCGCGCCGGAAGCCUACCGUCCCCGCAGGCGGUGCUGACUGGAUGAUAGAUGAGCUGACCCCCAGCGUCAAGCGCAAGUUUGACAAAGGGUACGAGACGCCUGUGAAGGCAUCGCGAGGGCCCGGUGGUGCCCCUGUGAAGGGGGGGGCGCCGUCGUUGUUUGCGGCGAGGGCGAAUGCGGGGGAGGUGGUGGAGGUGCUGAACGAGCAUCUUCCGCGGCCGGCGAUGCCGCAGCCGGGGGUGGAGGGCGGGUGGGAGGCGCGGGUAAAGCUGGUGGCGAAUGUGGAUAUCAAGCGGUUUGGGUUCCGCACGAUGCACCAGAAGCUGACGGAGGCGUCGGAGGUGAUGGACGACCGCAUCGACGAGAUGAUGACCGCGGUGCAGGAGCGCCACGGGCUUGCCGACGAGCAGUUUGGGAACCCGUCGACGGCGUCACCGGCGGAGGUCGUGGCCGUCGGCCGCAUUGUCUCGGACUCCCUCGACGGAAAACUCAACGCCGCGUCAGUCCUCCUCGAGGCAUCCCGGAGAAUGGGUGCCGGUGCGAGAGUUCCGCUCAAGCUCGACGCCGUCAAAAGCUUCUCCUUCUUCCCCGGCCAGAUUGUGGCAGUGCGCGGCGUCAAUGCCAGCGGUGCCUACUUUGCCGUCACGGAGAUCCUCGACAUCCCGCCGCUCCCGCUCCCUGCGUCUACCGCCGAGACACUGGCCGAGUCUGCCUCGCGCCUGGCUGGCGCCCCGUUGUCCGUCGUGGUGGCGUCCGGCCCAUACACGACAGAGGACAACCUCGACUUCGAAGCGCUCGAUGAGCUCUGCGAGCGAGCGGCGCGCGAGCGCCCUGACGUUGUGAUCCUCACAGGCCCGUUUAUAGACUCUGAGCACCCGCUCGUCAAGGUCGGCGACUUUGAGCUGGAGCGCGAGCGAGGCACGCCAAUCGCAGACCUGUUCCGCGAGCGCGUGAGUGCAAAGAUCCGAAAGAUCGAUAACAGCAUGGUGAUCCUUGUGCCGGCCGUGACCGAUGCCAUCAGCCCACACGUUGCGUAUCCGCAGGACGCCAUAAAGAAGCGCUCCCUCGAGCUGCCCACUAACGUGAAGACGCUCCCCAACCCCGCCACCUUCUCGCUCAACGAGGUGGUCUUCGCCGUAUCCACGCCCGAUAUCCUGCUACACCUGUCGUCCGCCGAGUGCCGGCACAACCCGCCGGAGCCACACCCUAUCGCACGGCUGUCGCGGUCGCUCAUGGCGCAGCGCAACUACUAUCCGCUGUUCCCCGCGGCGCCGGGGGUGAAUGUGGAUGUACCGUAUUGCAGGCUGGCGGACUUUGUCGCCGCGUGUCCGGAUGUAUUGGUGCUGCCAAGUGUGUUGGCGCCGACGGCGAAGGUGGUCGAGGGCGUGGUUGUGCUGAAUGCUGGGGCGGCGAGUAAGAGACGGGGGCAGGGAAUUGGGUGA
Messenger RNA from Morchella importuna, 1692 nucleotides. RefSeq lists its product as uncharacterized. Gene Ontology annotation, biological process: DNA replication initiation; DNA replication. The transcript has 2 exons. The record is from RefSeq and is a predicted model, not a curated record. Gene Ontology annotation, cellular component: alpha DNA polymerase:primase complex. NCBI's taxonomy places the organism in Eukaryota, Fungi, Ascomycota, Pezizomycetes, Pezizales, Morchellaceae. The coding region runs from base 1 to 1692 and encodes 563 amino acids. Gene Ontology annotation, molecular function: DNA binding.